Messenger RNA from Capsicum annuum, 729 nucleotides. RefSeq lists its product as uncharacterized. Gene Ontology annotation, biological process: chromatin remodeling. The transcript is spliced from 2 exons. Bases 1 to 729 code for a protein of 242 amino acids. The record is from RefSeq and is a predicted model, not a curated record. Gene Ontology annotation, cellular component: nucleus. Lineage: Eukaryota; Viridiplantae; Streptophyta; Magnoliopsida; Solanales; Solanaceae.
AUGGAUGGGUAUAAGUUGUGGUAUUCAGGUAGUGAUAGGUGGAGGAAUGGAGUAGGUAUCUUAGUGGAUGAAAAGAUUAGGGAGCAGGUGGGCCUGGGCGAGGAGGAGAAGAGGAGUUUUUGGAAGGUAUUGGAAGAGGUGAUUCGAGACGUGCCUAGUUUGGAAAAGCUUUUCUUAGGAGGGGACUUUAAUGGGCAUAUCAAGCACUUGUUGAUAAGAUACGAUGAUAUGCAUGGUGGAUUUGGUUUUGGGGAAAGGAUUGAUGAGGGUACUUCUUUAUUGGAUUUUGCUAGGGCUUUUGGAUUGGUGGUAGUGAAUUCCAGCUUUUCGAAGAAAGAGGAGCAUCUGGUUACUUUUUGUAAUAGGAUAGCCAAGACCCAAAUUGACUUUUUGCUGCUUAGGAAGGGGGAUAGAGCUUUGUGUAAGGACUAUAAGGUUUUUUUGAAUGAGAAUCUUGCGACCCAACAUAGACUUCUGGUGAUGGAUUUGGUUAUUAAGAUGGGCAAGAAGAGGAGGGGUGGGGAGGGUCGACCUAGAGUUAAGUGGGGUGGCUUGACUCCGAUCAGUGCUUUAGAGAUAGAGGCAAAGUUAGAAGGGAUGGGGGCGUGGGAGAUUCGGGGGGAUGUGGAUAGUAUGUGGGAUAGGGCGGUGGGUUGCAUUAAAGAGACUUCUAGAGAGGUUUUAGGUGUCUCUAGGGGAUGGUCUGGCCGGUAUCGGGGGGACUGGUGA